AUGGGUCAGAGACACAACCGACGCCGAACGCGCCCCCGUCAUCACUCCAAUCAAGAAACACCGGUCAAUCAAGCUACUAGCUUACCGGCAAUUGCAUCGCCUGUCUUGAGCCAGUCCAACAUACACGCCAAAUCAUCGGUUGCAUGCAUUUCACCUGGAUCUCCGGCGCCAGCGACCCUCGCCCCAACCUGGCAAUAUGGGUAUACCGCAUGGCAGAUCCGUGAAACUCAGCAGAAAACUGGUGGAAUGGAGGCCGCACAGUACCGUCUGUUUGGCGGCGAGCCGGGCGACGAUCUGAGCCUCUGCUAUCGCAUGCUGGAGUACUUUGGUGGACUCGACUUCAUCGACUCGUGA
Molecule: messenger RNA, 354 nt
Organism: Penicillium atrosanguineum
Lineage: Eukaryota; Fungi; Ascomycota; Eurotiomycetes; Eurotiales; Aspergillaceae
Exons: 1
Coding region: 1-354 (117 amino acids)
Source: RefSeq, a predicted model, not a curated record